GCUAAUGCUGCUUACGGUAUGGGGUUCAAUGUUGUUAACAAAGUUUCAUAAGAAUGCAAGACAACAACGUCCUGGACGACACACAACUAGUCCUACCAUAUCAUCCACAGGAACACCUCCCAGUAUGUCUAACUCUUCAACAACAUCGCCCUCUACAACAUCUUCUCCAACAAAUACAACCACAUCUAACACUCCAGCCACACCUACAACGCCUACAGCUCCCGGAACUUCAGUUACUCCUACAACGCCAUCUACUCCUGAGACUACUACACCUGCUACUCCAGUUACACCGGUUUCUCCUGGAACCCCUGCUACACCUGGAACCCCUGCAACGUCUGCCCCUCCUGUAACACCUGGGACAUCUGCGACUACCCCUUCAACUCCCGUAACUCCUGUAACAUCUGUACCCCCUACAUCCCCUACUAUUCCAGCAACUUCUGAUAUACCAUCCACACCUGUUACUCCUGGAUCCCCUGCAACGUCGGCUUCCACUCAGGAAACACCUGGAACUUCAGCGACUAGUGCUACACCUGAAACCUCUACUCCUUCAACAACUGCAGUUACUCCUGGAACCUCUGUUACGCCUGGAAACCCUGCAACAUCUACCACUCCUGUAACACCUGAGACCUCUGCAACUCUUUCACCAUCCACUACACCAGCUGAAACCCCUGUUACAACAACUAAUUCUGCAACGUCUGCUACUCCUCCUACCUCUGCAUCACCUUCCACUACUGGACCUUCUGCAACGCCUGCAACCUCUGCAACACCUGCAACUACUGGAGAUCCUACUUCGUCUGAUACUCCAGCAACAACUGGAAAUCCUGCUACUCCUGGAACCCCUGUAACGCCCGCUACUCCUACAACACCUGGAAUUCCUCCAACACCUGCAACCCCAGCUACGCCUGCUUCUCCAACAACUGGAUCUUCUGCUACACCUGAUAUCCCUGUAACACCUGGAACUCCUGUUACAACUAUAACACCCGCAACACCAGGAACCCCUGCAACGCCUGCUACUCCUACAACACCUGGAAUUCCUCCAACACCUGCAACCCCAGCUACGCCUGCUUCUCCAACACCAGGAUCUUCUGCUACACCUAAUAUCCCUGUAACACCUGGAACUCCUGUUACAACUAUAACACCCGCAACACCAGGAACCCCUGCAAAACACCUGGAAUUCCUCCAACACCUGCGACCCCAGCUACGCCUGCUUCUCCAACACCAGGAUCUUCUGCUACACCUGAUAUCCCUGUAA
Molecule: messenger RNA, 1252 nt
Organism: Homalodisca vitripennis (glassy-winged sharpshooter)
Lineage: Eukaryota; Metazoa; Arthropoda; Insecta; Hemiptera; Cicadellidae
Product: sialidase-like
Exons: 1
Coding region: 5-1252 (415 amino acids)
Source: RefSeq, a predicted model, not a curated record